AUGGAAGUGCGGCUCGAGCUGGUCGAGGACGCGCUCAAGGUGUUUGUCGCGGCGCUGCAGUGCCUGGCGCAAGUCGGCAAGGAGCUGUCGAUGGAGUGCGACAUUGCGGCCCGCUGCCUCACGCUCCGCGCACUCAACGACGCGCGCUCGGCCUCGGGCCAAGUGGUGCUCGCGCGCUCGUUCUUUAUCGAGUCGCCCGCGGGCAGUGUGACGCUACAGAACGUGGCAAUAUCGUCGCGCGAGGCGCUCUGCGCGCGCUUUGGCGGCCGCGCACCGUUUGCCAAGUGCAAAGUGUUUGCCAAGUCGUGCUGCAACGUGUUCCGCACGCUCAAGCACGUCCAGAGCGUCCAACUGGCGCUGCUCGUGGACCAAGAAGCGCUCGACGGGGCGGACGCGAGUCAGGAAGCGGCCCUGUCGCCGCGCAGUGACACCGCCAACAACAACAGCAAUGCGGACGAAGUGGAUCUGGACUGUCUGGCGCUGCGCUGGACGCUGCGCUGCGCGUUCGACAUCACCAAGACGCACUAUAUGAAGGUCCAGUCGUGUCAGGUCAUGCGCGCCGUGUUUGAUCGCAGCGCGUGCGCAAACCACUGGCGAACGCGGCAGCACCACCUGAGCUCGUUGUUGGCGCACGUGCAGCACAGUAGCGAAGUGAGCGUCACGUGUUCGCCGACGCACGUGAAGGUGGAGAGCUACUUUUCGACUGGCACUGAGGGGAAAGCGCAGCUACAGACGGAGACGGCGGUGGAGAGCGGUGAGUUUAGUGAGUAUGUGCUGCAGCCGGCAGCGACGACGUGGGGUGAGCCCGCGGGCGCGCAGUUGAUCUUUUGUAUCAAAGAGAUUAGGGCGCUGCUGGCGUUCUGCAAGACGAGUGACGUGUUGGAGGUCUCGUUCUACUACACGACAAGUGGGAGUCCCGUGUUGUUUACGGCCGAGUCGACGUCGAUGGCCAAGUUCUCGAUCGAGCUGACGCUGUCCACAGUUACGACGUUCGUACCGGCAUCGUCGCAGUCGUGCGCCGAGGCCGAAGUUACGCUGUGCGUCAACGACACCAUGAUGAGCACGUCUGCCACUAGUCAGACACUGUCGCAAUCGCAGUCUUCCUCUCAGGAGAAUCCGCGUUACCUGACGCAUAGCAAGCGUCCACGGGUGGAGGACUAG
Molecule: messenger RNA, 1161 nt
Organism: Hyaloperonospora brassicae
Lineage: Eukaryota; Oomycota; Peronosporomycetes; Peronosporales; Peronosporaceae
Source: the annotation of a GenBank genome assembly